AUAUUAAUUCUCUUAUUCUCCCAUGUGAGAAGCAUUUUUAUUCACCAUGUCCAUUUAUGGACAUUCAUUUCCGGUCCUUUUAUUUUGAAAUCCGGAUGUUGCGUUGUUGUUGAUUAAACCGGAGGACCUGUAUCGCUCUGCUCACAGCUGAUCCGCUUCACUGCUGAUUGAAGGAUCCACCGGGUGUGUGUGAGUCACCUGUUUUUGAUGAACUUGGAACAAAAGGUUAGUGAAGGAGAAAUGUUUGUAGCAGCAUCACACACCAUGAGGACUUCAGGAGCAGUGAGAUCAUAGCGGGAAAGAAACGCAAGGAGAAGCAGGCAGCUGAGUGGCAGUGAAGAUGAAGUCCAGGAGACCUCCUGACGGGGGUUACAGCUGGGUGGUGGUCAUGUCAGCCUUCUUCAUCAUGGGCCUCACCACUGGCGUUCUCAAGAACUUCGGCCUCUUCUUCUUGGACAUCCAGAGUCACUUUGGAGUCCUGACCAGCACCACCUCGUGGGUCACCUCCACCAUGAUUGCCAUGUUUCACCUAGGAGCUCCAGUGGCAAGUGCGCUGACCUUACAGUCUUCGCACAGAGUGGUCAUCAUAGUCGGAGGUCUGCUGUCGACCGCCGGGAUGUUGCUGGCGUCUCUGGACCUCAGUCUGCCCUGGCUCUACCUCACCAUGGGCAUCCUGCAAGGAACGGGCAUGUGCUUCACGUGGCUCCCUUGCAACACCAUAAUGAGCCACUACUUUGUACGGUGGCGUCCCAUUGCCUACGCCAUCGCCAGCUCCGGGGAGUGCGUCUUCUCCAUCUUGUUCAGCCCCUUCUUCCAGUGGCUGAUUGAGACGUACAGCUGGCAGGGUGCCUUGCUCAUCAUCGGAGGCCUUCAGCUCAACCUGUGCGUCUGCGGCGCUCUCAUGAGACCCCUGGAGGCCGCUCAGAGCCCAACGCAGGAAACCAAAGACAUACUAGAAGGCGAUGCCGCUGUGCUCCCAACAAAGAGGAAAGUUAUCUUCCAGUUCUCCCUGUUGAGAAAACCUGAACUAGUCCUCUACAUCCUGUUCGGCAUCUUUGCGGCAGCAGGGUUUUUCAUCCCACCUCUGUUUCUAGUGCCCUUCGCCAACAGUGUGGGGAUCGAUAAGUACCGGCCAGCCUUCAUCCUCUCUACACUGGCGUUCGCAGACCUGGCGGGGAGGCUGCUCAGCGGCUGGAUAUCCAACAUGAGGCUGGUGAGGAACCUGCAGCUGCUCACCAUGGUGGCCACUCUGCAAGGGGUGGUGCUCCUGCUGCUGCCCAUCAGCCACAACUACUGGGCCAUCCUGGUCAUGGCCUCGCUCUACGGUUUCCUGUUCGGCUGCGUGGUGGCCAUUCACAUCACCUCCAUCGUGGACAUUGUAACCCUGGAGGGAUUCGACAGCGGACUGGGGCUCUUCAUGCUUUUCAGGACCAUCGGUGGCUUCAUCGGCCCACCUGCUGCAGGCUGGCUGGUGGACCAGACAAACGACUACAGCGCUGCCUUCUACCUCUCGGGCACCUGCCUCCUUUCAUCAGCAGUGUUUGUCGUCCUGGUGGACUUCCUCGUUCACAGGAGAAAAUCGCUGGAAGCUGAAGUUGAUCAGGUAAUCACCCAAGACGACCACGAGGAAUAGUCAAGUGGGACUUUUUACAUUAGGAUUUUGAGCCUGAGGUGCCAGAAAGACGUGUUACGUGUUUGAACACAUGCCAAAUGCUGGGGGGGGUUGACAGACUUAUGAUGUAGGUGUAAGUCAUUAACCCUUUCAUUCCCAGCAGAAUGUUGCUGUUUAUCAACGAUCAAUAGUGCUGGUCCUUCGUUUAUAAAUUUUUUUUAAUUAUUGUAUUUUAAUUGGCAGCCAAGAGGAAAACGGUUUUAACCACAGAAACACUCUGGUGUGCAGUGAUUUAAGUUUUUAGUUUAACACCAGACAUUUUCUUUUUUUUUCUGUGGACUUUUUUCAAAUGCCUCUUCCUCCACUCAUCAGCUGUCGAGCUGCGUAAACAGACCGUAAACGAAAUCCUGCUUUUCUCCAUUUUUAUUUUGUUUUUAAAAAACGUAGUUUGUGUUUCAAAUGUAUCUACCUCACUGUUGUGUUUCCCCGAGAGACACUUUGACAGACAUAUUAAAGAACAUGUCUGUCAGAAAGUGACUCAAAGGACAAAAAGAAAAUAGGAUUCUGUACAGUUUCUACAGCUUGUUUUUAUAAAUGUUAUUCUGUAAACUUUCGUGAUCAAAACAAUUUAAGUUGCAGUACAGUCUGCAGGAUCCAAAUGUUUCUUUUUGCCCUGGAGGAAACCGAGCUGACACUAAUGACAGUGUUAAAAGAAAAAGGCAAUAAAUGCCAUGUAAAGACAGAAACCAACAAUGUGUUAGUCUGUUUCUCAGUACUGUCCUACAUACCUACUCUGUUACUGUUACCCAAAAAGGAGGAUGUAGUGUUUUUUAGGAACUAUUUUCAAAUAAAUAAGUGCAAUACAUCCUUAUUGUAAGCUAAUGAGAGACUGAGAGGCUGAUAUAUGGAAGUAGUCGUCUCUCGGACUGAAAUGCUGCAGACUGUUGUUUUUUUUUUACCUCUGCGUGACUGUAUUGUUUGCAGAUUAACACACACUUUAGGUAUAUUUAAAGUUAUUGUAUUUGAAUUGGCAGCCAAUAGAAAAAGGUUUUAACCAAAGAAAAUAAUUUAAGUUUUUAGUCCGUAAUGUAAAAAUGUGUUUUCUGUGGAAAUUUUCAAAUGCCUCUCGCUCGACUCAUUAGCUGCUGAGCUGCAGUAAACGGACACUAAAUCAAA
Messenger RNA from Sebastes umbrosus (honeycomb rockfish), 2788 nucleotides. RefSeq lists its product as uncharacterized. The transcript is spliced from 6 exons. The record is from RefSeq and is a predicted model, not a curated record. Gene Ontology annotation, biological process: transmembrane transport; monocarboxylic acid transport. Gene Ontology annotation, molecular function: monocarboxylic acid transmembrane transporter activity. NCBI's taxonomy places the organism in Eukaryota, Metazoa, Chordata, Actinopteri, Perciformes, Sebastidae. Bases 341 to 1633 code for a protein of 430 amino acids.